Messenger RNA from Amaranthus tricolor (Joseph's coat), 885 nucleotides. RefSeq names its product glycine-rich cell wall structural protein. The transcript has a single exon. The record is from RefSeq and is a predicted model, not a curated record. Lineage: Eukaryota; Viridiplantae; Streptophyta; Magnoliopsida; Caryophyllales; Amaranthaceae. The coding region runs from base 66 to 641 and encodes 191 amino acids.
UCUAGCUACAUAAUAUUUAUAGUCCAACAUUUCAUGCUGAAUUUUGUAGUGACUUGAGAAUCCAGAUGGCACCUACAAAAAUUUUAUUAACCCUAAUUUUCUUUCUUUAUAUGGUCUUUUUUAAUGUUUGUAGUAGCCAUCAACACGGUAAUACGUCUACAACUCUACUAAAUCUUAGUCCCGAGAUUGAUAACCAACAUAAUGAUACUAGUUUAAAUUAUACUCGAGUUAACUUUAGGGACAAUAAACCCCAAAAUGGAGGAGGUGGUGGCGGAGGUGGUGGAGGUGCAAAUAGUGGUGGUGGCGGAGGAGGUGGCGGCUAUGCUUGGGGAUGGGGUGGUGGAGGUGGAGGUGGAGGAGGUGGUGGAGGUGGAGGUGGAGGUGGUGGAGGAGGAUGGGGUUGGGGAGGCGGUGGAGCAGGGUGGUGGAAAUGGGGACCUUGUGGUAGAGGGAGACAAGGAGGAAAGGGACAUGUUGCAAGGAAACGAGGGUUUGGUAGGGGAAACUUUGCAAUGGGAGAAUUUGCACAAUGCAUGGGAGAAGGGAAGUGCAAAGGAAUGAAGCUUGCUUGCCCUCUUCACUGCGGUGGCCCUUGCUUCUACGAUUGCCUAUACAUGUGCAAGGCUCAUUGUCGACACUAAGCUUUAGUUCGACCAACGUAGGGUUCCCUCCUUGCUCUCCCUGGUUUGGAAAUUUUUCUCGCUAAUAGUUGAUUGUUCUGUAUUAGUGAUUGGUAGCAUGUUUUACUUUGAUAAAUAUCACGAGUUUACUCAUUGGUAAUAGUUGAUUGUUUUGUAUUAGUAAUUGGUAGCAAGUUUUAUUCUGAGAUCAAUAUCACAACUGUACUUUUUUGGUACUUGUAUUUUGAGUCUUGGCACUUUUUGG